AUGGCCACAUUCGUCACACAUAAAAUCAUGGGCACCGCCCUUCAAAUUACCGACAGGUAUACAGACUUGCAAGCGCGAGGUGUGGGUGCCUUUGGAGUAAUAUGCUCGGCGCAUGAUUCAAUGGCCAACCGAACGGUUGCCAUAAAGAAGAUAGGGAAUCCCUUUGAUAGCUCUGCCCGGUUGAUCAACAUGUCUGAUAUCUUCAUCUCACCAGCGGAAGAUCUUUAUCUUGUGAUGGACUGUUGCAUGACAGACCUUCAUCAUUUGAUCCAAUCAAGGUCGAAGCCAUUGGAGGGCAAGUUCAUCCAGUUCUUCACCUACCAGCUGCUGCGAGGGUUAAAAUUCAUGCACUCUGCUGGUGUGAUCCAUCGUGAUCUCAAACCUAGCAACAUUUUGAUCAAAGAAAACUGCGAUUUGAAGAUUUGUGACUUUGGUCUAGCUCGAGAACAAGAUCAUCAGAUGACUGGCUAUGUCUCAACACGAUAUUACCGAGCUCCAGAGAUCAUGUUGACUUGGCAGAGAUACAACUAUGCGGUGGAUAUUUGGAGCACUGGUUGCAUCCUGGCAGAGAUGCUCCUAGGCAAAGUCCUCUUACCGGGAAAAGACAACGUGCAUCAUUUCAAACUGAUCACUGAGAUAUUUGGGAAGCCACCCAAAGAGAUUAUGGAGACAGUUUACAGCGACAUUACGAUGAAGUUUGUGGACUCUCUACCUGAAACAGAACCCCGAUCACUCGGAGCUACCCUAGGAGAUGUUGACCCCGAAGCCAUUCAUCUCUUGGAGAAAAUGCUUGAUAUAGAUCCGCAAAAGAGAGUCACAGCGGCAGAUGCCCUAACCCAUCCAUACGUUUCGACAUAUUCGGAUUGUAACGACGAACCCGAAUGUGAGGAACAAAUUGAUUGGUCUUUGUUAGACUCAGAAAUGACCACAGACGAAUGGAAGAGCAAAAUGUAUUUCGAGAUUUUGAAUUAUCACACUGGUUCAUACAACUGGGAAGAUAAUGACCCCAAAGCCCACGAGGGAAGAUUUGAGGAUUGGCUGCGCGACGAGAUAAUGGUGGGUACAUAUUAG
Penicillium samsonianum is the source of this 1071-nucleotide messenger RNA. RefSeq lists its product as uncharacterized. Gene Ontology annotation, biological process: osmosensory signaling pathway; protein phosphorylation; stress-activated MAPK cascade. Gene Ontology annotation, cellular component: nucleus; cytoplasm. Lineage: Eukaryota; Fungi; Ascomycota; Eurotiomycetes; Eurotiales; Aspergillaceae. The record is from RefSeq and is a predicted model, not a curated record. The transcript is spliced from 8 exons. The coding region runs from base 1 to 1071 and encodes 356 amino acids. Gene Ontology annotation, molecular function: protein serine/threonine kinase activity; ATP binding.